This is a messenger RNA of Hyaloperonospora brassicae, 2649 nucleotides long. NCBI's taxonomy places the organism in Eukaryota, Oomycota, Peronosporomycetes, Peronosporales, Peronosporaceae. The record is from the annotation of a GenBank genome assembly.
AUGCGCUUUUGUCCAGCAGCACCAGCAACCGCACGCAUGGAUUCAGCUGGGAAGAAGCAGGACAACGACCACCACCACCACCAUCGACAUCACCUCCACCACCACAAUAGCAAUGACCAGGAGGAUGGCAGUGAGGGAAGCGCCGACCACGCGGCUGGGAACGAGACGUUGGCUAGCCAAAAGAAGCUUCGAGACACCCCUCUGCGUUCCAGUUCUCGACGAAAGCCACGUCCAGACUUGUCCACGUCCAUGGUCGUGAACGGAGCGAGCUCGACAUCGGUAGCCAUGAUGAACCCCAGUUACAGCUACGACAGCGGCGAGAGCAGCACCACGAACGAAUUCCCGACACCGUGCAGUGAGAAGCUCUUGUCGUGGAACGGCUUUGGGGACUCGCGGUAUCAGCGUCCACCGACGAUUGAGUCCAGGCGGGACUCGGCGCAAUGGAGUGACAAACGAAUGCACGAACUCGGCGUAGCAGCUGCUGCCAAAGUGAAUUGGGACGAUCUGGACGUGGAACUCGCGACGGCAUUUGCAGCAAGUGCCGGCGAUCGACGGAAAAGCUCCGUCUGGAAACCCAAGAAGAGCCGUUGCAGCAGACGGUCAACGGAGAUGAAGGUCUUCACGCGGCUGACUGUCCGUGACCAUCGACAUCAGACUCGAUGGGGACCAAAGGGCUUUGCGGUCUUGGCUGAAACUGCUUUGCCCUGCACGGUGCAGGAACUGCGACUGGUGUUCCGUGUGCACUCCUCCGACAUCUUCCGGGAUAUGAUGCAGAGUCUCUAUCGUCGUGAGUUUGUGGACGGCGAGCUCCUGCGGACGGUCGAGCUCGAAGAGGAACCAAGUGGUGAUCCCGCCAGAGCUUUCGACGAUCACGAGUUGACGAUCAAGUCUGCAACGUUUGAAAGCCGCCGUCGAGUCUUUCCCAAGCAAAUGUCGUGGUGCUUUCUCGAGUUACUGCAACCUCGCGACCGUGCGUCCGACGAGCAGGCAAUUGGAAGACGCACGGCAAUGUCAACACCGCGUCUGUCAAGUCCUCGGUCAGGGUUCACCAGGACCUUGGUAUCCAUUGCACGUCCAAGCAUUGUCUUGGAUACCAGACGGUCGCUCCAUUCACGGUCUCAGUUGCUCCGGCAUGUCCCGAAUGUCAUCAUCAACUACUCGUUCGAACAAGACUCGAGUGGCCACGGCACUCGAGUGGUUUUCCAUGGCGAGUACUUGCCACCCAAUGCCCACGAUGCUUUCAAACGUGCUGGUCACGAACGACGUCAAGCUCGUCUCUGGAUGCUUCGUCUUGCCGCCAGUUGUCAGCGGUACCUCCUGGUCGUGCGACGUCGACGUCUUGGGAUGCAAGUCAUUAUCAACAGCACGUACUUUUCAGCCGAGACCGCGAGCACGACUGCCUUGGCUCACUGUGCUUGCUGCUACCGUCCAUUCUCGAGCUGCUUCAAGCGCUCGAAGCAGCGGCUAUGCUGUCUCUGUGGCUUUGUUGUCUGCAAUAAAUGUGCCCACAUCCAAGAGCGGGAACAUUGUGCGCGAGGGGACAGCCGGCCACAGAUUGAGCAAGUGCAAGUGUGUGAACGAUGUCUCCUUCGUGUCGAUCAAGCGCGAUAUACAGCCGUGACGGAAGACGAUUUGCGUCCAGCGCACGUGAUCCCUGACGAAUGUUCACCAGUACCGCGUCCAAAUAGUACGCCCGGUGGAAGAGCUCGACAUGACCGUUCGCGACACACUCGACCCAAUCUCCGGACUCGUCCAACAUCGCUGAAUACGCUCUUGCUGGAAAUCUUAGCGGACGCAACGGCUGGUGGACCUGCGCAGCAACAACGCAAAGCGAGUGUCUUGCGGGUCAUGAAAGAUAUUGUCAAUGAAGACCGUACCCAGAGACGAGCAAGUCUAGCGAAGCGCCGCGGAGUAUCGGUCGAUGCAAGCGGCCGUGGCUUCUCAUUGCUGAGUGGACGCAGUCGAGACUUUCUGGUCGACGAAGAAAAGAGCGAUGACGACAACCUGGUUGGCAGUGUCCGACAGCUCGGACAGAUAUGGGCAGACGCACCGUGCCAUGGCGGUGAUUAUCCGUUGGCCAACGCAGACUCGAGGAGCUACCGGAUCAAGUUUCCAGAGAACAAGGAGGAAGCGAUCGUGCCGCCGAUUCCGUUCAACGAGCGUCAGCGACUAGAGAUCAUCCGUGGCCAGCGGCUGCACGACUUUGGCAGUGUGCCUGAGCUGGACAUCAUUUGCUCACUGGCAUCCAGGGAACUGGACUGCGCUAUGAGCAUGAUCACCGUGGUCGACAAGGCCAAGCUGCAUGUGCUGGCUUCCUCGAAUGCGACAAUAGCGGCCGGCCAGUCGUUCCCGAGAGAGCAGUCGUUGUGUGCGCAGAGCAUCUUGGACCGCAAUCCUCUCGUGGCUCGCCAUGUACAGGCAGACGUCCGGUUUAGCGCCAUGUCCAUUGUCCGGAAAAUGGGGAUCAACUUCUACUGUGGGUUCCCACUGCUCGGCUCUGAUGGCGAGACAGUCAUCGGGUCCGUGUGCUGUGCCGACCCACAAGGCCGUAACCUGACGCGAUCGCAGUAUGCUGCGAUGAGCGGCCUGGCCAGCACUGCUUCACGCAUUGUCCAGCGGAUUGCGAACGAACGAACAGUGUGUGCGUGA